AUGAAGCUCCUAGCUUGGAAUUGUCGGGGGCUUGCUCGUAACCCGACAAUUCGAGUCCUACGAGCUUUGAUCAGGCAACACAGACUUGAUCUUAUCUUUCUUUCUGAAAGGAUGGUGCCAUCUUCCCGUUUUCAAGCUUCCUUGUUUGGUUUGGGUUUUUCUUCUUGGUUGGAAGUUCCUCGGGUUGGUUCACAAGGAGGGAUUUUUCUGACUUGGAAGUUUGGUGUUGAUGUCGAGCUUGUUAGGCUGGAUAAGAGGUGUAUCUCUUGUUUGGUGUAUCUUAUCCUUCAAUUUGCACUUGGCUUGUUUCUUGCAUUUAUGCACCAGCUACUACUUCAGGUCGUCAUGUUCAAUGCUUUGGUGGAUUUGGGAUUCGUUGGGAACAAAUUUACUUGGAGCAACCACCGGCCUGAUCACUGCCCCAUUUUGCUCUCUACUGAGGGCUCUUAUCAGAAUAUCCCAAAACCUUUUCGUUUUGAAGCUUUUUGGACUCGUAAAGGUCCAGUUUUGGUGGCCGAAGCUUGGUUGGCUGAGGUUGAGGGCUCUCCAGCUUUCUCUUUGAGCAGAAAGUGGAAGAAUACAAAGAUUGCUUUAAAAUCUUGGAAUCACCAGCAUUUUGGCAAUAUUCAAGCUAAAAUAAAAUCACUGAUGGCUGAAAUUAGCAUUAUUCAUAGCUGCCCUCAUUCCUCUACCAAUUCGGAUAGAGAAGCUGUUCUUCAGAAGAAUUUACAAGAGCAUUUUUUGAGAGAGGAGGUGCUGUGGAAGCAAAAGUCUAAAGAGUUAUGGCUCACUUAUACGGAACUCAACACAAAAUAUUUUCAUGCCUUUACAGUGUGUCGUUGCAGGUAUAACUCUAUUUCUAGCCUCAAAUAUUCGGAAGGUUCUCCUAUUUGUGGUAGAGAUAAUAUUGGUGCAUAUUUGGUGUAUCAUUUCGGUAACAUUUUUUCCACCUUCCACCCUCAUUUGAUUGAUAAUUUGCCAAAAUUAGUGAAUGAAGUUAUUUCUGCUGAGGAAAAUGCUAGAAUUUGUAGCAUUCCUGAUGAACAUGAGAUUUUUGUUGCUAUUAAGGAGCUUGGGCUUAAUAAAGCCCUUGGCCCGGAUGGGAUGACUGAUGAUGUUAUGAUUUUCUCUCGGGCAAAUGUUAGUGAGGCAAGGAAUAUUCUUAACUGCCUAUCUACUUAUUCUACGUGGUCCGGCCAGUGUAUCAAUGUCUCCAAGUCAGCUAUGUUUUUCAUCAGAAAUUGCCAGCCAGCUAAGAAAAAUUCUAUCGAAGGCAUUCUUAGUCUCAAUUCGAUCCCUGCUAGAGCAAAAUAUCUUGGUAUUCCUCUCUUCAUGCACAAGAGAAAGGCUGCUUCUUUUAUUGAGCUAAAGGACAGAACUUUUUCCAAGAUCACGGGUUGGAAAGCUCGUUGA
Molecule: messenger RNA, 1413 nt
Organism: Corylus avellana
Lineage: Eukaryota; Viridiplantae; Streptophyta; Magnoliopsida; Fagales; Betulaceae
Source: RefSeq, a predicted model, not a curated record